CUGUACUAUCACAACAAAUAAUUUUCAUGAGCUCUUCUUUGUGACAACUUUCUUCCUAAAUUUUAUUUUUGUACGGGAAAUAAAUGUCCCCAGACUGAGUGUUUUGUGUUUAGCCCUAUCUUUCAAUUCGUGUAGUAUUUAUGAGCCUUGAGCCUUUAAAUUAUUGCUGCCCUCAAGUCAAGUAACCUUUCAAGUUGACAGUUGCCGCAGCAGAGUGACUGAAAUAGUCCAAAAUGGCAGAUUACUGGAAGUCUCAGGAGAGAAAGUUCUGCGAUUUUUGCAAGUGCUGGAUAUCGAACAAUAAACCGAGCGUUCAAUUUCAUGAAAAUGGGAAGAAACAUCAAGAAAAUGUGGCAAGAAGAAUUUCAGAGAUCCGGCAGAAAAGUGCAAAAGCUCACGAGAAAAAACUUGAAGUUGACAAAGAAAUGGAAAAAAUGGAACAAGCUGCCCUACAAGCUUACCUGAAAGAUAUUGAAAGCAAUCCGGACUACACAUCCAACGUAAUCAAAGAGGAAGUAGCAAGAGCCAAAGCUGAGAAGGAACAACGACUGAAAGAAGCGGAAAAAGAAAGGAGACAAAAAGAAACCCUAUCCGCAGAAGCUGAAGCUACAAAAAGCACAGUAGAAACCCCUGCUAGCAAAAAAUGGUUCGAGGCACGUUCACCAGAGGGCUACUCGUAUUACUGGAAUGUUGAAACUGGAGAAUCCAAAUGGGAACUACCUGAAGGCGCUUAUGUUAGCUUAGAAGAACAAUUGAAAGAAGCAGAAGAGAAAAAGAAAUUAGAGGAAAAGAAAAAAGAAGAAGAAGAGAAAAAACGAGCUGAACUAGAACUGAGGAAAAGGAAAUUAGAAAUAGAGCAAACCAAUGAAAGAACCAAGCAUUUACCUUCGUUUGGACCUGCUCCUAGGCCAGCAAGACCAGAUCCGUAUGGAGGUUGGCAAACCGUGCAAACAGAUGAAGAGCCUGUCGAUUUGCAACUUCCAGAGCAAGAAUACGUUGAGCUGAAUGUACCUGAAUUACAAUCAGAUGCGCCAAAAAUUGAAUUCAAAGAAAAAGUAAUCACGUCUCUGAAAGACUUCGUUCCAGAUAAUGUUAAACAAGAAAAAGGUGUAUCUGCUUUCAAGAAAAGAAAAUUUAAUCCAAAAGGUAAUGCUCGCCAAAGACUAGAUAAUGACUGAGUAGAAAGGCACCAUUUCCAGGUGUAUUUAAAUUUUUGGAGGUGCAGUGUUAGUCAUGAGCUCUCUCAGAGUCGUUUCAAAGGAGUCUAGACUUUACGGUAAAUCUAGUUUCAUCGUAUGAAUUUACCAUUGGUUUAAACUUGCAACAAACUACCUGCAAAAAUGAUUUUCAUUUCUUCACAUUGUAGUUCAGAAUGCAAGUAUAUUUCCAGUAAGGUUACUUGAGACUUGAACCUGUUAUGGGAGUUCAUAAUGGCUCACUGUGUUCUGAACUGAAACUGUAACGUACUGUUUGGUUUGACAGACCUUCGAUCUUGGCCCCUUUUGAGCAAUUUUGCUCAAUUUUGUAGCCUAGUAAAGUUCUGGUCAACACAGUUUGACUAGUCAGAUUUGAGCCAGUGAAAUGGUCGAAUCGCGGAAGAUUAAAUUUCAUUGAACUCGAAAACUAGGGUUUUUUCAGUUCUUGUUUUCUUUUACACAGUUGCUAAACAUGUAUCUUGAUUGCAAAGGUUUUUAAAAUUUCAGCUUUUUGUUUAUUUUUGUAGAGAGAAAUCUAUGAAUGUAAGUUUUUAAAAGUUUUCUAGAAUAUUCUGCACAGGAUUGAAGAAAAAGAGUAAAAUUUCUAAACAUCAAUGUCACUGUUUUUUUCCUUAAAAAAGUAAAAUGAGACAAUAAAUCUGUAAUUUUGAAAAUCAAGGUACAUUUUAUGCACGUGGAUACUUAAUUGCGGUCCUGAGCAAAAUUGUAUCGUGUAGCUCGAAAACCGAUAAUGCCCAUUUUCUCCAAUUUUAGGAAGUUAGAAGUUUAGGAAGUUAAUUUAAGAAGUUAAUAAUUACAGGAGUGGAUUUUAGAAAAAGAUCCCUAACCGUCUCCAGCUCCUCUUCCUUCCAGGACGGAGUAAUUAAAAACAAAGGAUAUCGGAACUAGUGGUUUUUGCAUGAAACAAAAAAAUCUCAGAGUUUUGAAGCUGUUUGAAAUCUUCAAAAUUCAUUUUAAAGAGAUCAAAACUGUAGAUUAUCAUUCAAAUAAAAAAAUUAAAAUAAAAUUCUUGACAUUUUCAACAUUUAUAACAAGUUUCAUCUCGAAGCUAACAGCGAUAAUCUGGACAUUGGCGGUUUUCGCACAAUUUGCACGUGGACCGUUAUGAAACAUUAAUAACGCAUAUUUUUAAGCACAGUUUGUAUUGAAAAAUUAAAAAUAAGUAUCUGUAGAACGACAAACAAUGAAAAUAAACAAAAACAAUAAGGGGAACCUCUUAAAGCAUCUCCUAACUCGCUUUCAUCAUUCUCUUCAUUGGAGGAGUCAUUAUUUGACUCUGUGAGUGGCCAAGUCGCUGUAAAGCUCAAAAAGUUUUCGGGUUUCUUACCCUAACAGUCUCAAUUAAAAGAUUAGAGGGUGGUAUUUAAUUUUAUCAUGAUUUUAAAUCAAACAUUACUUCAAUUAUGAGGCAUAUUGCGGAAGAUGGACAUUAGCGGUUUAUGCACGAUUUGCAACCAAGGAUCCUUCCUUGAAAGGGGCUCAAAGGUAAAAAACAAACAUGUUCACCACAUCAAUGAAUGUGUUUAACCUCCAAGGGUGUUUUAACCCAAAAAUCUCAAAAUUAAAAAAAAUGGACAUUAGCGGUCUUUGCAAGACACUAUUCAAUUAUGAGAGACAUAUUUUUUCAAAGGCAAAGACAUUUUUUUUGACAAGUUCCAAAAAAUGGAAGUAUUUAUUCUCAUAAGCAAUAUUACUUUGUCGGAUCAGAUUAUCUGUUUCUAGAAUGGGUCAAUUGCAGACAAGAGAUGAGGCUAUCUCAAUAGACUCCUAGUCGGUAAAAUCACUUGAUAACGUUGUGUACAUCAAAAAUGUUUAAUAUACAUUCAUUAAUGGGUAAGUUAUGUAACAGGUAAUGAUUAAAUUGUAACGCUCUUUUCAUGAAAGUGAUAUCAUGGCUUCUCUGUGAGCACAGAUGUAUAAAAGAAAUUUCAAAUGACUGAAUGAAACGUAUGACAUUAGCCAAUCAUUUUGUACAGAUGCAAUUUUACCUCUAACCUCAAUUUCUGAGUUAACGCCUUCUAUUACUAUUACAUUGUAUGAUCCUGAGUAGACUGGAUGUUAUUUAUGUCGAUCAUCUAAUUUAAGUGUACCAAAUUGCCGAUGCAAAAAAUAGCCGGGGUUUUUCGGUUAUUUUUUUCCGCCUGAGGAUGAGAGUUGCUGUUUCAAAACGUCCUCUGUUUUUAAUUAGUUUAUGAUAUUUUCUUCCUUUGCGGCCUUUCCCUAAGUUAGAUUGCUAUCUUAUAAUAUGGUUUGCUAAAUGGUUGUUCAUUAUUCCUCUGCAUUACGAGGUCUUUUUCUUGACCAGGGGUGGCUACCCGCACUCUUGAUUACAAACCAUAGAGAAGCCGGAACACAUCUUACCUGCAAUGACAAGGGCGUGCGCCAGAGAGACUCUACUUUGAGAAUCUUUACUUAGGCGUCCCAACACCUGGAAACCGAACUCUAUUGCUUCUGAGGCCUUGUUGUGCCCCUGAAACACAUAGAAGAAAAACGAAACGUUUCAGUCAAAAUACAUAUGCCCCUUUUAUUUCACAAAUAUUUAUGUAAGUAGGAAAACACCCAAGAGGUAUUUUCCAGUAAGAGAUACCGUCAGGGGGUUUGAAAUGUUAUGUUUGAACAAAAAAGGUUCCCAUUCACCGAUGUUAAUAAAACUUUACCAGUUUUCUUUAUACAGAACUAUGCUGGUUCCGUUGCCUUUCUAAUAAGUCUUAGCUGGCAAAUCGAUAACCUCAUUUCUCAGUUAUUUUUUCCCGCCAGAGGACGAGAGUUGCUGUUUCAAAACGUCCUCGAGUCCUUAUUAGUUUAUCAUAUUUUAUGCCUUUGCAGCCUUUCCCUAGGUUAGGUUGUUAUCUUAAAACAUGGUUUGCUGAAUGGUUGUUGCUUAUACUUCUGCAUUACAAGGUCUUUUUCUUGACCAGGGGUGGCUAUCCCCACUCUUGAUUACAAACCGUAGAAAAGCCGGAACACAUCUUACCUGCUAUUGCCAGUAUAUGUGCUACAGACACCCUUUUUUGAAGGUCGCUGUCAAGUUUACUCAAAACGGAGAAAGCAAAAUCAAUGGCACUAGCUGCCUUCUUGUGCCCCUGAAACACAUAGAAGAAAAACAAAACGUUUCAGUCAAAAUACAUAUGGAGUUAAGAUCCUUACUGCAAAA
Bemisia tabaci is the source of this 4371-nucleotide messenger RNA. Its product is annotated as WW domain-binding protein 4. Gene Ontology annotation, molecular function: protein binding; zinc ion binding; RNA binding. Gene Ontology annotation, cellular component: precatalytic spliceosome; nucleus. Lineage: Eukaryota; Metazoa; Arthropoda; Insecta; Hemiptera; Aleyrodidae. Gene Ontology annotation, biological process: mRNA splicing, via spliceosome. The record is from RefSeq and is a predicted model, not a curated record.